AUGACAGAAAUAAUUCCUCGCUCCCCUUUUUAAAUUGAAGCAAAAUGUAGGUAAAAUUUCACUUUAACCCCAAUUGGAACAAAUUUUUUAAAUAGGAAAAUUUUUAUAGGUAAAAUACUAAUUUUUAUAAUAGAAAGCGUGCAUGCUAACCCUCAGCUCAUAAAAUUUACUAUAAUUUUUUUCUUUAAAAAAGAAAUUACCCCCUUUAAAUGGAACAAGACUUUUUGUUACAAUCUAAAGGAGGGAGAGUCAAGAAAUCGCAGUCAAAUUUAACCCUCCAAAAAUUGCUAUAAUUUACAAGCGUAAUAAAAACUCCUACAUAAGAGAAUUCUUACUAGACCCAAAUGAUUUACAAGAAAGCACCACAGCUUUAAUUGAGGCGUUAAUAAAUACUCAUCCCGGGUAUUUUGGAAGAAUAGAGCCUAAUCAGAUUGGCAGAUUAUUGGAUAUGAUGAAAAGCAAGCAAACCAAGGUAAAUCAGCUUAGAUUUGGAAAAAUGGAAGGAUUUAAGCCUAAAUCGAAAGACGACUUGCAGCAUUAUAAUAAAUUUAUUGAUGAUAUGGAUCUUUAUAGCCCAAAGAAUGGAGAGGAAGAAGAAGAAGAAGAGGAAGAUGAAGACUUAGAAGAGGGAUACUAUGAAGGGAAUCGCAAAUACAAUUACGAUGAGCUUGAUAGAAACAUGGAAAAUACUUCUUCUGAUGAAGAAGAGCUAUUUUAA
Molecule: messenger RNA, 718 nt
Organism: Blepharisma stoltei
Lineage: Eukaryota; Ciliophora; Heterotrichea; Heterotrichida; Blepharismidae
Source: the annotation of a GenBank genome assembly